This is a messenger RNA of Arabis nemorensis, 684 nucleotides long. The record is from the annotation of a GenBank genome assembly. NCBI's taxonomy places the organism in Eukaryota, Viridiplantae, Streptophyta, Magnoliopsida, Brassicales, Brassicaceae.
AUGGCUCAGAAUGAUACAGUGAAGCUGAUAGGUUCUUGGUCGAGCCCUUUUGCCCUUAGGGCUCGAGUGGCUCUACACUUGAAAUCAGUCAAGUACGAGUAUUUGGACGAACCUGAUGUUCUCAAGUCUAAGAGCGAACUCCUUCUCAAGUCUAACCCUAUUCACAAGAAAGUCCCUGUCCUCAUCCAUGGCGAUGUUUCGAUCUGUGAGUCACUCAACAUCGUUCAGUACGUCGACGAAGCUUGGACCUCCGAUCCUUCAAUCCUUCCUUCUCAUCCUUACGAUCGAGCCAAUGCUCGGUUCUGGGCUCUGUAUGUCGACGACAAGAUCUUUGCAUCGCUGGAUGCGGUGGCCGGAGCAAAAGACGACGAAGGGAGAAUGGCGGCGGCGGGAAAGCUAAUGGAGUGUUUAGCGAUACUCGAAGAGGCGUUUCAGAAAAGCAGCAAAGGGUUAGGGUUCUUCGGAGGAGAAAACAUGGGUUUCCUCGACAUUGCAUGUGGGACGAUUUUGGGUCCAGUCUCUGUGAUCGAAGCGUUUUCCGGCGUCAAGUUUCUCCGGCAAGAGACAACACCUGGGCUUAUCCAAUGGGCCGAGAAGUUUNGGGCCCAUGAAGCUGUGAAGCCUUACAUGCCUACCGUCGAAGAGUUCGUUGCGUUCGCAAAGCAGAAGUUUAAUGUUGAGUAG